Messenger RNA from Cuculus canorus (common cuckoo), 453 nucleotides. Its product is annotated as guanine nucleotide-binding protein G(I)/G(S)/G(O) subunit gamma-3. Gene Ontology annotation, biological process: G protein-coupled receptor signaling pathway. NCBI's taxonomy places the organism in Eukaryota, Metazoa, Chordata, Aves, Cuculiformes, Cuculidae. The coding region runs from base 144 to 371 and encodes 75 amino acids. Gene Ontology annotation, cellular component: heterotrimeric G-protein complex. Gene Ontology annotation, molecular function: G-protein beta-subunit binding. The transcript is spliced from 3 exons. The record is from RefSeq and is a predicted model, not a curated record.
UCUCAAUGUGGGGGCAGGGGGAGGGGCUAAGCCCUCCCCCCAGUUUUGACAGAAACAGACACACCUCACCCCACCCACCCCCAAAAUCGCAGUGGUUCCGCCCGCCCUGAGGAGAGCCGCUACGAGGAUCCGAUACGCCCCCCAUGAAGGGCGAGACCCCCGUCAACAGCACCAUGAGCAUCGGGCAGGCUCGCAAGAUGGUGGAGCAGCUCAAGAUCGAGGCCAGUCUGUGUCGCAUCAAGGUGUCGAAGGCGGCGGCCGAGCUGCUGACGUACUGCGAAGCUCACGCCUGUGAGGACCCUCUGCUCACGCCCGUCCCCACCUCCGAGAACCCCUUCCGCGAGAAGAAGUUCUUCUGCGCCCUCCUCUGAGCCCCACAAGUUAGGGGGCAGCCCCACAAGUUAGGGGGCAGCCCCACAAAUUGGGGGGCAGCCCCACAAAUGAAGGGGGAAC